AGCAGAAUUAUAAAAUACCUCUUUUACAUAAAGUGAAUCAAAAUGAAAGUACUGCCAAUUUUCGUUAUCCUGGCGCUCGUCAUCUGCGCUGCGUGCAAGAAUCACGAGGAGUGGAAAGGACAACGACCAGGGGAUUAUGAUCGCAGACCCUAUUCCAAUCCUUAUGCCUAAUAAAUCUUUGGAAUAAAUCAAGCUGUAUACGAGAAAGAUGAAGAUACAA
Drosophila rhopaloa is the source of this 220-nucleotide messenger RNA. RefSeq lists its product as uncharacterized. The record is from RefSeq and is a predicted model, not a curated record. Lineage: Eukaryota; Metazoa; Arthropoda; Insecta; Diptera; Drosophilidae. The coding region runs from base 43 to 171 and encodes 42 amino acids. The transcript has a single exon.